Molecule: messenger RNA, 1206 nt
Organism: Rotaria sp. Silwood2
Lineage: Eukaryota; Metazoa; Rotifera; Eurotatoria; Philodinida; Philodinidae
Source: the annotation of a GenBank genome assembly
AUGCAACACAACCGUGGAAAGCGUGACAAUGUCGUCGAUGAUGAAAUAUUAAAAUUAGCCGAGAAUGAAAUAAUACGCGCUCUUGACUUGGAAGAAUAUGAAAUAAAAGAUAAAAUUAUAAAUGAUUUGUUAGAAAAUGGUCGACAAUCAUUGUCUAAAUAUGAGGAAGACCUUCUACCAGAUAUCUAUGAAGCAGCAAUAAAUGAAAACGAUGGCAAACUGAUGAAAUCUCUGAAAAAAUACUUCGAACAACAAUGGAAAAUAAAAUAUGGUUCUUCAAAUCAGUGGUUUAUUUCAUUUUUAGAAGAAUAUAAAGAUGCCGUCAAUUAUGAUUCUGUUCUGAAGCGUACAGCUGAAUAUGGACAUAAAUACUUCAAAGAUUGCCCAAUCUUAUCAAUUGUUUUGCAACUUCUAUUUGAAGGCAUUGAUGACAAAUUUUUCGAUGAAACAAAUGCAUUCAAUGAUUCAUGGUGUGCAAUAACCAAUAAUGGUUUAAAAUCUGUAGAAAAUUUUUCUGAUAAUAAAAAGCGAUCGGUCUUAUUUCAAGCGUUACGUGAAUAUUAUCGUUCAAAAUUAUUUGAAUUAUUAGAAAAAAGUCAAGUCAAAGACAGAGACAAUUUGUAUGAAUUAGCGUUAGAUAAUGUUGCUGAAUAUGGUUCGUUACAAGGUUUACAAGCAGUUCAAAAGAGAAUAAUACCGAAACUUUUUAAAGCAUUACUAGAGAAUAUACCUGUAUCUAGCGAUACAUCUGGAAUGCAAGUUCAACCCAAAGUGGAAGCUUCAAAAUCCGUAAACGAUCAAUCAUAUGUCAUCGGUCAACGUACUCAGAUCUCAUGGAAAUUCAGUGGCAUUGAGAAACCGCGAGUGGCAUGGUUCUUCAAUGGACAACCACUUCCAAUCAACGAUCGCUUUGAAGUGAGUGAGAUUAAUGACGGAACAUCGAUCCUAUCGAUUCAUCAAGCUGAACUUGCCGAUCAAGGUGUCUAUACUGCUCGAGCAACCAAUGCUUUUGGUGAAGCUGAAGCUAAAACAACAUUGAACAUUGCUUGCAUCAAACCUGUCAUCAACGCUGAUCUCAAUGCUGCACUGCAAGCCACAAAAGGUGAAGCCAUGACACUCAAAAUCAGCGUCAGUAGAACACCGAAACCUGACAUUGUCUGGAUGAGAGACAACAAUAAACUCACAUCCAANAUCUUCAAAGAUUAG